This is a messenger RNA of Trichoderma reesei QM6a, 1150 nucleotides long. RefSeq lists its product as uncharacterized. The record is from RefSeq and is a predicted model, not a curated record. Lineage: Eukaryota; Fungi; Ascomycota; Sordariomycetes; Hypocreales; Hypocreaceae. The transcript has a single exon. The coding region runs from base 1 to 816 and encodes 271 amino acids.
AUGGCAACCGUUGAGCAUUGUCUCCUUUGUUUCGAGGCUCUCGACGCCGAGCUCAACAACAGAAAGCCGCUCUCCCUUGAGGAGAUCCAGUCCUCGUGGGCCGAAUACAAGGCCAGCAGCUCCGCUUCCGCUUCGGCUGCCGCGUCCGGCCCCUCUGACGCUGCUCCCUUGAAUCCCGCCCUCCGGCGUCUCGCUGCCGAAACCGCCUCGUCUUCCUCUUCAUCGUCGUCUUCCUCCUCGACAUCGCUCUCGGCAGCAGCGGCUUCUACUGCGGCGACAUCCACAUCCUCUCUGCCCGACGCCCCGCCAACAGCGGCUCCCCUCUUCGUCACCUGGAACACCGUCGACCCGGUGGACGGCGAGGUCUCCUUGCGCGGCUGCAUCGGCACCUUUGAAUCCCAGCCGCUGGCCGAAGGCAUCCCCGAGUACGCCCUCAUCUCCGCCCUGCAGGACACGCGGUUCCGCCCCAUCUCCAAGCGCGAGCUGCCGACGCUCCAGGCCGCCGUGACGCUGCUCACGGACUUUGAGGAGGCCGACGACGUGCACGACUGGGAGGUUGGCAAGCACGGCAUCCGCAUCUCGUUUUCCGAUCGCGGUCGCCGCUACGGCGCGACGUAUUUGCCAGAUGUGGCGCUGGAGCAGGGCUGGACAAAGGACGAGGCGCUCUUCAGCUUGAUUCGCAAGGCCGGGUGGAUGGGCAGUCGCUCCAAGUGGCAGGAUCUGGACAUCAAGUUGACGCGGUAUCAAGGCAGGAAAGUCAGCCUCAACUAUCCCGAGUAUAAGAAGUGGAGGGACUGGGUCGACAGCAGGCAGUAAUGGAAUGGCCCCCGUCUGCGGUGAUGCAGCUUGGCCGGGCGUUGUUAUAGACAAGGGAAAGACGACGUCAGUUUUUCUUUUUAUUUUUUGGUGUUUUAUUGGGCAUGGGCAAUAUUCUGGGAUCUAUCAGGGACGGUAAUGGAUGAUAUACACCAAACCUUGCGGCGCUUAUAGACGUGUGUCUUGCAAAGCAGAGUGGUGGAAGGUUUUGCAACUGGGAAUUUGUUUCUUUCUCAUCUUGAAACCAACUGAGUGUUUGACUCGGUGCUCGCACGAUCAAGGUUCCAGUGAUUCAGGUCUGAUGUUUCUAUUCGACAGAAAGCAUAGGUAUCUA